Messenger RNA from Scutellospora calospora, 387 nucleotides. The record is from the annotation of a GenBank genome assembly. Lineage: Eukaryota; Fungi; Glomeromycota; Glomeromycetes; Diversisporales; Gigasporaceae.
UACCUCUGAAUCUAGUAAUUACGAUAUAUUCGAGUCAAAAAUCGUUACAGGUGUUCAUUUUUCUCCAGAGGAAUCAGAAGAAUCAGAGAAAUCAGCAUGUGGAAUGGAAAAAAACAAAGCAUUAUUUUCCGAUAUCGCUAAAAAAUUGAUUUUGGUCAAUAAAGAAGACAAAGAAUUACUCAAUUCACUUCUAGAAGAAUGCUUUCCAUUAUUCAUGAGUAUUUUUAAUAAUUGUAAACAUCAUGGAUUUAUAAAUAUUACCCCAAAGUUUCCAAUUUACCUUACAUUAAAUCGUACAGAUAAUAGCUCGUCAGAAUUUAGAGGUCAUAUUUCAAUAUUAUCCAUGAAGUAUAAGUCUCUUCCUGAAAUCUCUAGAAUAUCUCUAGA